Messenger RNA from Orussus abietinus, 984 nucleotides. RefSeq lists its product as uncharacterized. The coding region runs from base 114 to 884 and encodes 256 amino acids. NCBI's taxonomy places the organism in Eukaryota, Metazoa, Arthropoda, Insecta, Hymenoptera, Orussidae. The transcript is spliced from 5 exons. The record is from RefSeq and is a predicted model, not a curated record.
UUCCUCGGUAAAAAUGAUUCUAAAUUAACGAAAUAAAAAAUGCUCUUUCGGUAAAAAAAAAACGCAAAAGUAACGUAACGAACCCUUUGGGAAAAGGCUCCUGACGAAACGUUAUGAAUCAGCCUCCUCUCUUCGAUCAUCAUUUUCCCUCUUUCGUCAAGGAGACAUAUAAUAACCAAGUAGACGUUUAUUGGUAUAAUCGGGAUUUUUCGCAAAGUCGAUAUCCUCCGGGGCAAGAAGUCAGCGAGGCCUGCACUUUGAUAUGCUUGCUGGUGGCCCAAAGAGUAAGCCAAACGGGCUUAUUGAUAUGGGACGUGGGAAGUCUUCAUGGACUAAACAUCAUCAUAGCGGAAGCGAUUUGCGAGGGCAAUGCCACUCAUGCAUGGAUUUUGAGAAGAGGACUCAUUCCACAUCCAUACCUGAACACUGCAGAAGCUUUAAAAUACGGAGGCAGGAGUCUGAAGACCUUGAAAGAAUGGAAAUUCCGCGUGUAUUACGAAGACAUAGCGGUAGGGUUAUACCGCAAUGUAAAGAGCUUCUUGCACGAGUGGUACGAGAAUCCCAAGUCGGAGAACCUCUUUAUGCUGCUCAUCACCUGCGGGCGCACGAUCCUCUUCAUAUUUCAAGAGCAAACUUACAAGAUAACCCUCUUCGAUUCUCACGGGCACAGCACCCUAGAAAAUCCCCAUCGGGGCUUGGUGAUAGCUCAGACAACGGUAGAUCAUCUGGGGCAACUAUGCGAGUGGUAUGUAGAAGUUAUCCUAAACGAUUGUUAUAACAUGGAAGCGGACCAAUACGAGCUGGCAUUUCUGUAUGAUCAUCGGGCUAUCAGUUGUGGUUACAGUGAUCCUCCUUGCGAAUGUCGCCGAUGCUGCAAAAAUUGACUACGAGCAAUUGAUUAUUACACUGUAUAGUAUUUUGAUAUAUAAGGCACUGUCAAUUGAUCUUACGUGAAUAAAAUAACGGCAGGAAUCUUUUUCUGAA